This is a messenger RNA of Trichomonas vaginalis G3, 594 nucleotides long. RefSeq names its product RNA polymerase II transcription regulator recruiting protein. The transcript has a single exon. The coding region runs from base 1 to 594 and encodes 197 amino acids. Lineage: Eukaryota; Parabasalia; Trichomonadida; Trichomonadidae. The record is from RefSeq and is a predicted model, not a curated record.
AUGAACCCCAUCCAACUUCUUCCUGCUGUACGACCUAUUAUUUCAACUUCUUUAUCUAAAAAUGGAAAACAAUCCAAAUGCAAAUUCACUCGCGAAGACGAUUUAAAGCUUAUAUCAUUAGUUAUGAGCCGUCCAGAAAGAGACUGGGUCUGGAUUUCACAGCAAAUGGCUAACAGAAACCCCAGACAAUGUAGAGAAAGAUGGUACAAUUACUUAGAUCCUUCAUUACAAAAGGGCGGAUGGACACCAGAAGAAGACCAGUUACUUAUAGAGAAAAAGAAAGAAAUGGGUCCUCACUGGAACGCUAUAGCGCGAUUCUUUGCUGGUAGAUCCGGUAACUCCGUUCGAAAUCGUUGGUUAUUGAUUAUGCGUCAUGAAGAGAAAAAUAAUACAGAUGUUCCUGAACCUGUAGAGGUUAAGAUACCUCCUAUUAUUCCGGCUGGCAUAGAAGUAGAAACUGAAGUUUUGCACCCUCAAACGAAUAUUUCUUUAGAUGAAAAGCUUGACUCAAUUCUCAUGCCUCGAGAAGAUGUCAAUAUGUUUAAUACUUCUGUUGAUGACUUUGAUUUCUUGCUCAAUUUUGAACUUCAUUAG